AUGAGCUUUCCUGAUACUGAGCUCACGAGCUAUGUCUUCAAGACAGCCCCUCCUCUGGAUCCCGCUUGGUUAGAACAUGAGAAUGAAGUCAAGAAGAGAGGCCCCCCUCAGACAUUCAAUACUGUCGAAGAGAGACAGCCAGUCUAUGCUCAGGAUUGCCGUGUGCUUUACGAGCAAAUGACUGCGCCUGGUGCUCGUGACUACGGCUUAUCUCAGGGUUUCCUUACGAAGGAACUUACAGUGUCAUCGUCCGUGGAUGGUCAUCCAAUUCCUAUUCUCCAACUGGAGCUCGAGGAAAAUCAGGGCCACGAACCAGAUGUCAUAGUUGUUUUCUUCCAUGGUGGAGGCUUAAAGGUCGGCGAGGCAGACAGUGAAGAGCUUUCGUGUCGGCAUAUGGUCAAGUCAGGGGUAGCUAAACUCCGUCUGUACUCGGUGGGCUAUCGGUUACUGCCCCAGAACCCAGCAAAUAUAUGCCUUUCAGAUUGUCUGGAUGCGUUCAGAGUACUACAAGAACCAGCUGCGAAGAUGAUUGUUGCCGGGAGCUCAAGUGGUGGGCAGAUGGCAUCUGCGGUAGCUCAAGCAGUCCCUCGAGGAUCAAUCCAUGGCCUGCUACUAAGGUGUCCUGUCACAGCCGAUAGAGCUAGUGGCGAAGAUUUUGUGCCUGAGAAACUGCGCCCAUACCACACAAGUGUAUCUCCUACUUUCAUCACCUCUCUGAAUGGAUACUUGAACCGGGAUGUGCCAAGGGAUGGCCUCGAGAAACUGCCCCUAGAGGCUACCGCAGCGGAGUUGAAGGAACACCCUCGAACAUGGAUCCAGAUUACCUCCAACGACACUCUUUACUCAGAUGGGCUGUGCUAUGGGAUGCUCCUCAGAGAGGCAGGGGCCGAAGUCAAGAUGCAGGUUGAGGUUGGGUGGCCACAUACCUUCUGGCUCAAAGCUCCUCACUUGGACUUUGCUUUGGAAUGCGAAAAGCAUAUGGCGAAAGGCUUGGAAUGGCUUAUAAAUGCUACCAAGUAA
Messenger RNA from Fusarium pseudograminearum CS3096, 1020 nucleotides. RefSeq lists its product as uncharacterized. The coding region runs from base 1 to 1020 and encodes 339 amino acids. Gene Ontology annotation, molecular function: hydrolase activity. NCBI's taxonomy places the organism in Eukaryota, Fungi, Ascomycota, Sordariomycetes, Hypocreales, Nectriaceae. The record is from RefSeq and is a predicted model, not a curated record. The transcript has a single exon.